Colletotrichum higginsianum IMI 349063 is the source of this 507-nucleotide messenger RNA. RefSeq lists its product as uncharacterized. The record is from RefSeq and is a predicted model, not a curated record. The coding region runs from base 1 to 507 and encodes 168 amino acids. Lineage: Eukaryota; Fungi; Ascomycota; Sordariomycetes; Glomerellales; Glomerellaceae. The transcript has a single exon.
AUGGUUGCAUCCCAGAAUGUGGAAACGGACAUCCGUGUUGAGUUGGACGAUCAGGAGACGUGCUAUUCGCUUGGUAGAGUCUCGAAGCGCUUGCCUAAGACCAGGAAGAGGGCCACAAGCUCCCCCGGCCUGGAACAGAAGCAACGUCUCGAGAGCCGACUCGAAAAGCGCCGAGACACGAAGCGGCGCAUCCGUCACGUCUCGAUAUCCCAGGUCUCAACGGACAGCGGAUACUCCACUUUGGAGGGUGAAGAUGAUGUGCUGGUGACGUUCCCAUCCUUUGAGCAUGCGAAUGUCAGCUUCGACGAGAUGCUCCAGCGCGAGGCCCGACUCGCCCAGUACCACGAUGCCAAGGAAGACGACCUCGGAGACUGGGACUUUGGCGGCGCCGACAUCGACGAGGCGUUCCUCUACUGGGACAGGCACGAGAGCGUUGUCGACUACGACACCUACGCCGAUCGUCGGGAAAUCCAGGCGAUCUAUAGUGACCUGUACCCGACAGAGUAG